Molecule: messenger RNA, 2097 nt
Organism: Pogonomyrmex barbatus (red harvester ant)
Lineage: Eukaryota; Metazoa; Arthropoda; Insecta; Hymenoptera; Formicidae
Source: RefSeq, a predicted model, not a curated record
AUGGUUAUCGAUUUCAGAGCGUUAAAUGAAAAAACUAUAGGGGACGCGUACCCCCUGCCUAAUAUUGAAGAAAUACUAGAUCAAUUAGGCAGCGCUAAGUAUUUUAGUAUAUUUGACUUGGCGUCCGGUUUCCAUCAGAUUCCCAUGCACGAGGCCGACACACCGAAAACAGCCUUUUCUACGCCCUAUGGGCACUAUCAUUUCAAACGAAUGCCGUUUGGAUUAAAAAACGCUCUCGCGACUUUCCAAAGGCUUAUGGAUCAAGUGCUGACUGGACUCCAAGGAGUAGAAUUAUUCAUUUAUUUCAACGACAUCGUAAUAUAUGCUAGUUCCCUGAAGGAACACGAAGCUAAAUUUAAUAAGUUGGCGAAUAGACUGCGAACGGCGAGACUGCGAUUACAGUCAGACAAGUGUGAAUUCUUACGGAAGGAGGUGACAUAUCUUGGACAUGUAAUCACAAAGGACGGGUUAGCUGAAUAUGAAUAUGAGGUAAUCUAUAAAGUAGGAAAGAUAAAUAGCAACGCUGAUGCGCUCUCCCGUAACCCGAUUCUCCCAGUCCGACCGCAGAAACAUGCGACCCCGCUCAACGACGAUUCAGACGAAUCCCUUUUCAGUAACAUAAAUAAGGAUAACUCUCAAGAGCCGAGCGGAUCACAUGCCGACAUUCCACUGAGCGAUAAGGAAAGCACGGAACUAGAUUCAGACAAUGACGACCAUGACGAGACAGGCUCCGACGACGACUCUGAAAACGAACCGCUGGUAGACAGAGUCAACACCCCCUUCGAACUUAAGAGACGAUUUCUAAACGAAACAAACGAACGAUUGUCACGGAGAAAAGAUAAUUUGGCGAUAUUCGUUUCACAAACCGGUGACAAGGGAGCACUCGAUCUAAAGGAAAAUAACAGAUAUUCCUCCAUGGAUGAAUUAUCGAUAGGAAAAAUAAAAGUAAUACGUGAUAAAAAACGUUACAUAAUCGCCAUGGUAAUUGAACAAGGUAGGGGAACUUCUUCGCUAAUAGAGAUGCAAGCCCUCCGAACUGCAAUAGGCUCGUUAGUCAACGCAACUCGAGAAUUAGACUUAGCGACAUUAUCAAUCUGUAAAAGUAGUAUAGGCACGAUAGAAUGGAAAACAAUAUAUAGAAUGCUCAGGGAUAUUUUCUGGAACGAAGAGACAAAAAUCACAAUUUGCAAUAACUUAACCAGUAUACCUAAUAACGAAAACCGCGACGAGAUAAUUAAAGAGUGCCACGCCUCUGCAAUGGGCGGACACAAAGGCAUAACUAAAACAUAUAAUCAACUAAAAACGCGAUAUCACUGGCCCGGCAUGAAACGGGAUAUACAGAAUGUAAUAAACAAUUGUCGGGAAUGCCACAUAAAGAAACUAGUCCGAAUAAAACCGAGACAACCGAUGAUCCUAACGGAUACACCCGAUAGGGCAUUUGAUAAAGUUUCUAUGGAUAUUAUGGGACCGUUACCGACAACCUCCGCCGGAAACGCUUAUAUUCUAACUAUUCAAGAUCUGUUGACAAAAUAUUCAAUAGUUGUUCCUUUAAGAAACCCCGCAGCAAUCGACAUAGCCGAAGCAUUUACUAACGAGUUCAUAUGUAUUCAUGGCGCCCCGAAAGCUCUACUGACAGUCCAAGGGACACAUUUCCUUAAUCUAAUGCGAAAUAUUGCACGGAAAUUCCGAAUAAAACAUUAUAAAACCGCAGCGUACCGACCGCAAUCGAACGGCUCCAUCGAGCGAUCCCAUGAAGUUCUAUGGGAAUACUUAAAACAAUUUGUAAAUAAACACAGCGACUGGGAUUGUCAUCUUAGGCUAGCAAACUUCUCAUAUAACACCAGCGUACACGAAGGGACAUUAUUCACUCCCCAUGAGUUAGUUAUGUCAGGAAAAACGCGCGUUGUACACAUAGAUAAGUUAAAGCGACCGGGGAAUCGGAGCCCCACAGCUGAUUCCCCAUCAGACGGCACUUCGAGGAGUAAGGAGUGUGCUGCUCUAGUUACCGAUGGACCCCAGACAAAUCAACAUGUCGAUAAUCGUUACUAUCGCCUGCAUCCUCUUACCAGCAACGGUUUACGGCCUCACGGGAUAUGA